GCAGGGCGCCGGCGCAGCCACCCAUUGGUUUCCAGCUGUUCCCCAUUGAUCCCCCUCUGCUUUCUGGUGCAUUGGCCCGGAAUGUGAUGUUAUUUCAUUACUGAGGCAGAAGAGACUGGCCCGGGUCCCAUCCCCCUGGGGGCGUCUCUCUCCCCCUGACUCGGACAGGACCGCCGUACGCGAUCACAACCCAGUGGUUCAGCCCGGCCUAAUUCAGUCAGUCAGUCAGUCAGUUAGUCAGUCAGUUAGUCGCUGAUGAUAGCCCCUGUCGGAGCGUGGAUCAGGCGGACGCUUUGGAGUCCGAAGAAACUGGUGAAGGAGUGAACAUCCGGUGGAUCUGGUGUCCGUCCGCGCGUGGACGGGGAAGGAGAGGGAAUCAAGGGCCGCUGAGGGCCUAUUGUUAACCACAGACCCAGACAUGGAGACAGAUGACAAUGAACUUGGAGUCUUUACGGUCAUUCAUCACCGGACCAAGGCAUCGGGCUGGCCACCUCCUGGUUCCUGGGGCGCCUCACAUGGAGCCCCCAAUGGAUGGGAUAUCGGCGCAAAUAGAGACGGCCGUGACUGCUACAUCACCCAAGUGUCCCAAAGCAGCUCCCUGGAGGAGGUCCGUCUGGAAGGGGACAAAUUUGUCACUCCGACCCCCCGCAAGGUGGAGAUGAGACGAGAUCCGGUCCUGGGCUUUGGCUUCGUGGCAGGCAGUGAGAAACCAGUGGUGGUCCGUUCAGUCACUCCAGGUGGUCCUUCAGAGGGAAGACUGACCCCGGGAGACGAGAUCGUCAUGAUUAAUGACGAGCCCGUAGGCUCCGCCCCCAGGGAGAGGGUCAUCGACCUCGUCAGGAGCUGCAAGGAGUCCAUUGUCCUGACGGUGGUCCAGCCGUACCCAUCACCAAAAUCUGCAUUUAUCAGUGCUGCAAAGAAGGCCAAGCUAAAGUCAAAUCCGGUGAAAGUCCGCUUUGCCGAGGAGGUCAUCAUUAACGGACAGGUCCCGGAGUCGGUGAAGGACAACUCUCUGCUCUUCAUGCCAAAUGUUCUGAAGGUGUACCUGGAGAACGGACAGACCAAGUCUUUUAAGUUCGACAGCAACACAUCUAUUAAGGACGUCACAUUGACCCUGCAGGAGAAGCUUUCCAUUAAGAGCAUUGAGCACUUCUCCCUAAUGCUGGAGCACAGGAACGAGGGCUCGGCAAGCAGGCUCAUGCUUCUCCACGAGCAGGAAAUGUUGAGUCAGGUGACACAGAGACCAGGAGCGCACAAGAUGAAAUGCUUCUUUCGCAUCAGCUUUGUCCCAAAGGACCCCGUUGACCUGCUCAGGAGAGAUGCAGUGGCGUUUGAAUAUCUCUACGUCCAGAGCUGUAAUGACGUGGUUCUGGAAAGAUUUGGGUCGGAGCUGAAAUAUGACACGGCGCUCCGCCUGGCGGCCCUGCAGAUGUACAUCCUGACCGUCAACACCAAGCAGUCGCAGAAAGUCUCCCUCAAGUACAUCGAGAAGGAGUGGGGUUUGGCGCUGUUCCUUCCUCCUGCAGUACUGUCCAGCAUGAAAGAGAAGAAUAUCAAGAAAGCCCUUACACACAUUCUCAAAACCAACCAGAACCUGGUGCCUCCUGGAAAAAAGCUGUCAGCGCUACAGGCCAAGGUCCACUAUCUGAAGUACCUCAGUGAUCUGAGACUGUACGGGGGACGGGUUUUCAAAUCUGUCCUGCUGCAGGGAGAGAAGCACACCGAGGUGACCCUGCUGGUGGGUCCGAGGUACGGCAUCAGUCAUGUGAUCAACACCAAGACUAACCUGGUGGCCCUGCUGGCAGACUUCAGCCACGUCAACCGAAUCGAAAUGUACACCGAGGACGAGAAGAAUGUCAGGGUGGAGCUGCACGUUCUGGAUGUGAAGCCCAUCACUCUGCUAAUGGAGUCCACAGAUGCCAUGAAUCUGGCCUGUCUGACCGCUGGCUAUUACAGGCUGCUGGUGGACUCCCGCCGCUCCAUCUUCAACAUGGCCAAAACAGGAAGUGCAGACAGCGGCCAUGACUCCAGGGGGAAGCAGAACUACCAGGCCAUUGAGUGGACGUACAGCACCUCCUUCAGGGCGUGUGAGGAGCCGCAGCACCAAAACAACCAGCGCUGCACCACCAGAGAACCCUCCUCAAACAGGGACUCGUACAGGGACUCCGAGUACAUGGACCAGGGGAGGGGUGAGGGGGACAUCUCCCCGGUCUACAUCACUGAGGUCCAGCAGCCGUACAGCAUGCACAUCGCUGAGAGGGUGGACACCAGGGGCCCCACGCACCUCCAACCAUACGCCUGUGUCGCCAGACCCAAGCCACAGGACUCCCCGCGCAGCGCCAAGGUCUCCUUCAUCUUCGGGGACCCUCCUUUGGACAGCGUUGACCCCCAGAACCUGGGCUACCAGAGAUUAAUGGACGAGGGCCCAGAGGUUCUGCACGACCACAGCCCCCUGUACCAGAGACUAGAGGAGGAGUAUAAGAGCGAGGAUCCCAUGGGGAUGGACGGAGAGGGCUAUCUGUACGCCGCCAAAAUCUUCGGCAACACUGAGUGCAUCGAGGAGCCACUGCUGCACGACAUCUGCUACGCUGACACCACGGACGCCGACGAGGACGAGGACGACGUCAGCUGCGAGGAGGACAUGGGGCUGAUGGGGGACCUGGACAAGGCCACGUUCCUCUCGCUAUCAGGUUCCAGCGAUGACAUCAUUGACCUGACAUCCCUGCCCCCACCACCCGAGGGCACCGACCAGGAGGACAACGAGGACGUGUUGCUCCACUCCCUCAACCUGGCCAUCGCGGCCCCACCCCCAGGCUUCAGGGACAGCUCAGAUGAGGACGAGCAGCAUGCUGGGGCCCAGGGGCCCGUUAGGAAGAGCCAAGGGACCUGUGACGAUAUCCCUGUGUCCCUCAUUGACUCAGUCCCCACACAGGGGGCCCUGGAGGGUGAGGGGGCCCUGGAGGGGCAGGGGGCCCUGCAGGGUGAGGGGGUCCUGGAGGGGCAAGGGGCCCUGGACGAUGCUAUGGUGUCGACCCUACAGGCCCUGGAGGCCCUUGCUGCUGCAGAGGAGCCGUGCCCACAGUCAGACAGUAGCUCAGGUGUAGAAAUAUCACGGGCUUUUAGCCCCGAGUCCUCGUCGGACUCUGGCAACGAGACUAACUCUUCAGAAAUGACGGAGAGUUCAGAGCUCGUCGCCGCUCAGAAACUCUCUGAAACUCACAUGAGACUGUAUUUGCCCAGCACUGAGGGCUACCAAACCCUGAACGAGGAGAAAACUGAGCUUCUCGUAAAAGUGUGCGAGGACGGCGCUGCCCAGGUCCAAGAGCAAAACCUACAGGACAUCCAGAGUGUGGGUGGGGAGGAGGGGGCCAAGUCCUCGACCGUGCCCGACCAGACCCUUCGCUCAGAAGGGGGAGAGAUGGAACCAGAGACCAUGGAGACCAAAUCCCUCACCGACUACUUCAGCAAACUGCACAAAGGCUCUGCUAUGAGUAAGCAGCCAGGGAAGUGGAGUGAGGUUAGGAUUCAGGGAGACAAAGAUGACUCGUCAGAAAAACGACACGGCAACGCCCAGAUCUCAAAUAGAGGGGAGCCGCCUAAAUAUAACUCAGAUCCACCCAAAUAUAAUGCCACCCAAAGGGAAUCUCCGUACAUGAGCCAGUUUGAAUUGGGACGGACGCCGUAUCCUUAUCGAGAGAAGCCCCCAAGAUAUCACCGGCUGCCUGAACACAAAAUGGUAGACGACCGCUCCACAGACAGCGCGGGUGACUCACAGACCUCCCACUCUGACAGAGUAACGACUACGGGAGACAAGCCAAACCCGAAGGAUAGAGGCCAGCAGGUAGACCCCCGCAGCCCGGAGGGGGACAACCCACCAGGGGUCGACGCGCGGCAGCAGCAGACGAGGAUCCCCUCAGCGGAGCAGGACGUGGUGCGGUUAUACGACUACCACCAGAACAAGCGUGUGUCGUCACUACCGAGCAGCAAGGGUGGGAACUCCUUGCAGGGCUCGCAGUGCUCCUCCAUAGAUGCCGGCUGCAGUACGGGAAGUAGCAGCUGCGCCACCCCAAUGGACUCACCUCUCUGCCCUGGAGAAAACAUGCACCUCCUCUCAGAGUCCUCCUUCAAGGGGCUGGUCUACGCAACUGGGGAGGAGAAGGCCAGUGGCACUUUGGGACAAGUGACACAGCAGGGCAAGGCUGGACAUCCGACCGUGGACCCCACUCUGCUGAGGAAAAUCCACGCAGCCACCAGCGCAGAGCCUGGGUUCGGAACCGUGCGCCGAGAUGGCAGCCAGCGGAUUCCCAAGAUAAAAGAAACCACAGCUCGCAUGCAGCUCGAGACCGCUGCGAGGAACGACCCUUCUUCAGCUCUGUCCGGCGAGGUCCAUGCUGCCGCCGCCAACUCACCGCCAUCAUUAACCAGAAACAGCGGCACAGAGAACCGUGUGCCGAGGCAGCAGUGGUGCCAGCGCCCUAAGCCCCUCCCACUCCCAACCCAGGCUUUCCCCCCAAGCGUACACCCUAUCAUAGGCAGCCUCAUGAAGCCGGCGCAGCCGAGGGUCCAGAUGCCGAGCCGGAGCAGGAGCCAGAUCCCACCCGGCCAAGGGAGCCUAGAAGCUCUACUGGAGAAAACCAAAGCCGGUCUGAGCAGGAGGAGCACCCAGAGAGUCCGGUCACCUGACCAUCCCACCAAAAAACAGUGCAGGUCUGCUUUUUCCAGAACACUGUGCGGGAGCUCGUCGUUUUCUCAGGGCUCGGCGAGGUCGGCGAGCUUUCAGCGGUCCUCUGGCGGGAGGCUCCUCAGGGGUGCCUCCAUCACGCUGCCGGCAUCACAGGAUGCCACGCAGCUCCGAGCCGUGCCGCCUCCCAGACUUGACAGCGGCAUUUGGAGGAGAUGGCUCUUCACAAGCUGCGUCCCCAAGAGAAGGACCAGCAGCAAUGGCGACAGUGAAGACAGAGAAGGACGUGGCGAAAACCUCAAGACCAAGCCGUUCUUGGAGGGUCAGAAGGCUCAGUCACUACCUGCCAGCCCGGAUGUUGAGAGGGAGAACACUGCCACUCAGUAUGCUUUUACAGCCGAGCCCUCCCAUGUGGCUGGAGAAGUCCACCAGGCCAGCGGUGUGAAUGUGAGCGCUGUGAGUCUGGAAGCCCGGCUGAGUCGUGGAAACUCACUGAAGGAGACACCAUCUCUCCCCCGGGGAUUCUCAGAGAGAGAUUCCUUGGAGGUGACGAACCCGGCAUGCACCGGAGAGGGCCAGGGAAGGAGUCAGAGGUCAACGAUGCCGACCUGUCGGGGUUCAGCUAUCUGCUCUCUAUGGAGGUCCUAGAGUUGGUAUCCACCCUCCCCCCAACCCCCCCCCCACCCCCACC
This is a messenger RNA of Esox lucius (northern pike), 5372 nucleotides long. It is a transcript of the gene frmpd4, whose product is annotated as FERM and PDZ domain containing 4. Gene Ontology annotation, cellular component: cytoskeleton. Gene Ontology annotation, molecular function: protein binding. Lineage: Eukaryota; Metazoa; Chordata; Actinopteri; Esociformes; Esocidae. The record is from RefSeq and is a predicted model, not a curated record. The transcript has 17 exons. Bases 419 to 5329 code for a protein of 1636 amino acids.